CCGUUUUAUUUUCUUCGCAACACAUCCGGACAUAAUUCGAUGACGGACCGGUCCACUUCCGGUCCAGUUGUCAACAGAGGAGGAUCACGCGUGUUUUCAAGCCAGUAAAAAUGCCGAAGGCUCAGAAAGGAAAAGGAAAAGCCCCGGAGAAGGUUGUUCACCCGUACAGCAGGAAAGCGGCUUACCUCGCCCGAGAAGAAAUCCGACUGAAAAAGAAAGAAAGGCAGAAGAAUGACAAAGCAACACGUCUAAGCGGCAUUGGUGAGAAGCUGUUGUGGUUUCAGGAACAGUUGGAUCCAGAAAAGACAACUUACACCAAAAAAGAUGCCUGUGAUAUCGUUGAAAGGUACCUCCGAAGGUUCGAUUCGGAACUUGAGCAGAUUGAGCUGAUGAAUGGGAUCAAAGGUCGGCAGGGUCGUCUCCAUAGCGCCAGAGAAGCUGUCAUCAAACAGAGCGUAGAGCGAGAGCGAGUGCAGUAUGAGGGCAUCGGGUUUGAGAUUCCAGACAUCAUUAAUGCAAAAAAUCUGAAAACAUUCAGAGAGUGGAAUGGUGAUCUGAAGAAACUUCCAAAUAUUAAACUGCGAAAGGUGUCUAACAAAGAUUUGGAAACAAAGAAUGAAAAAGAGGAGAAACAUGAGGACGCAGAAGAUGAUAAUGAGGAUGAUGAAGAUGACUUGGAGGAUGAGCAGUUGGAUGAGAUGGUGCUGAUGUCUGACUGAAACCUAGGCUGUAGCUCCAAGCUCAGGUCGUCUGUUCAGGACAGCUGACUGUGAAGCUGAGCGUCAGACUGCCUUCAGCAAAGACUUUUUUUAAUAGAAAAGGUGUGUUUUUGUGCCUGAGUGGGUAAAAUGUUGCUGCUCCUUGACUGUCCAGAAGAUGGUGCCAAACUCUCAGAGAUGGAAAACAAGAAUGCUAUCAGUCAGCCCUCCUUUAAAGUCUUCUCGUUGCUCAGUAACUUCACACCAGCCUGUGAAGGGGUUCUACAUUCAUUGUUUAUUGCACAAAUAUGAAUUGUAUGUAACCUCAAUACUCCCAUUUUAUCCAAUCACAGAUUUAAAAAAAGGUUUCGACAAAGAUGUUGAGUGCUCUAAUGUUGCUGUGGCUCUAAGACAGAGAAAAUUUUGUUUUUCUGUGACAUGACACUGGUAAAAAACCCAAAUUAAACCUGUAGAAAAGUGGA
Perca fluviatilis (European perch) is the source of this 1180-nucleotide messenger RNA. It is a transcript of the gene tma16, whose product is annotated as translation machinery associated 16 homolog. The transcript is spliced from 7 exons. Gene Ontology annotation, cellular component: nucleus. The record is from RefSeq and is a predicted model, not a curated record. Bases 111 to 719 code for a protein of 202 amino acids. NCBI's taxonomy places the organism in Eukaryota, Metazoa, Chordata, Actinopteri, Perciformes, Percidae.